Penicillium angulare is the source of this 1254-nucleotide messenger RNA. RefSeq names its product 3-beta hydroxysteroid dehydrogenase/isomerase. Bases 1 to 1254 code for a protein of 417 amino acids. Gene Ontology annotation, biological process: steroid biosynthetic process. NCBI's taxonomy places the organism in Eukaryota, Fungi, Ascomycota, Eurotiomycetes, Eurotiales, Aspergillaceae. The record is from RefSeq and is a predicted model, not a curated record. Gene Ontology annotation, molecular function: 3-beta-hydroxy-Delta5-steroid dehydrogenase (NAD+) activity. The transcript has a single exon.
AUGGAUCACAAGGGCGUUGAGGAGAUCUUGGCCUCGAAAAGAAUACUUAUCUCCGGGGGCACUGGGUUUGUUGGCUCCGCCACUGUUCGCGCCCUGGCAGAAAGGCAUCCGAAGUGCGCCAUCACCGUCAUCGACCGUAGCCCCCCUCGGCCCCAACAUGCACUACCCGACGGUAUUCGCUGCAUGCAAGUCGAUGUGACCUCUGCGCCUGAAACCAGCAAGGCGUUUCAGACGGUUCAACCAAAUAUAGUUAUCCACACAGCUGGCAUCGUGCCAGGUUUACCGGACCGGUUCGGUCGGCGGCUAGAGAAGGAGGUGUGGAGGAUCAACGUUGUAGGAACCCAGAACAUGCUGGAUGCAGCCACAGAAAAUGAGGCCGCAGCCUUCAUCUAUACCAGCAGCUGUUGUGUAGUGACUGACGACAUACGAUCAUCCUACGCCAAUGUUGAUGAAAAAUGGCCCACAUCCUCUAACUCGCUUAUCUAUGGCGAAUCCAAGGUUGUACCCCACAAUUGCAAUGAUAAUUAUGCCUUGGAGAAAGAUGAAUUGAAUCUGACAAAAAACCAGGCUACUGCGGAGGCUCUUGUGCUCAAUGCAUCUAGCGACAAAAUGGCCACCUGCGCCCUCCGUCCCUCGGUGCUUUGUGGCCCAGGCGAUUGCCAACUGGUACCAGCCAUACAUGCAUGCAUUGCCAAGUACGAAACACCUUUCGUGAUUGGCACUGGAGAUAAUCUAUGGGAUGUCACGCAUGUGAGCAAUAUCGCUGAUUCUCAUGUCCUGGCCGUGGAAAAUAUGGUGACCUCUCGGACAGCUGCGGGCGAGGCUUUUUUUAUCCAAAAUAACGAGCCCAUCGCUUUUCGAAAUUUCUGCCUAGCAAUAUGGGCUCAUUUUGGGCAUGUGCCACCCUUUGAGAUACGAAUCCCCGAAGGACUAGCCUAUUUAGUGGGAUGGCUGUGUGAGAUGGCCACCUGGGUAACUGGAGGCACAACAACAUUAAGCCGGGGGGGUGUACAGGAUGCUUGUGCCGUGCGAUACGCCAAUGGAAAAAAGGCUAAAGAGAUUCUGGGGUACGAAGCUCGCAUUGGAAUUGAGGACGCCAUUCGCUUGAGUUGUGAGGUAAGCCAAGAUUACGAAUUCUGCCCCUGUGCCGCUUCGGGUUUCGGUUUCAUCAUGUCAAAGAAAAUAUUGGUGACUUACUUGGAAUUCCAGGAAUACGCUCAUUGCAUCAGAGUGAAAUUACCUGCCAAGGGAUAA